This is a messenger RNA of Alexandromys fortis (reed vole), 1778 nucleotides long. RefSeq names its product killer cell lectin-like receptor subfamily B member 1F. Gene Ontology annotation, cellular component: cell surface; plasma membrane. The record is from RefSeq and is a predicted model, not a curated record. The coding region runs from base 284 to 958 and encodes 224 amino acids. Gene Ontology annotation, biological process: regulation of natural killer cell mediated cytotoxicity. Lineage: Eukaryota; Metazoa; Chordata; Mammalia; Rodentia; Cricetidae. Gene Ontology annotation, molecular function: signaling receptor activity. The transcript is spliced from 8 exons.
CAGCGUGACUUACAGUUGGCUUCCUGUUCCCUGAAGGUACCUCUCCACUACAUCUGCCUGCACGUUGCCAUGAUCCCAUCAUGAUGAUAAUGGACUGAACCUCUGAAAAUGAAUGUUUACUUAAAUGUGUUCCAUGAAUGAACUUAAUGCUGGAAUGUUUAUUCACACAUUUCCUAUGUAAGGGCAUGCUAUCUUGACAAAAGAAGUUUAUGUGGCAGGAGCAUGCAUCAUUAUCACACUUCCAGAACUUGUCACAGUUCACAGUUUACAUCUCAAGCUUACAAUGGACCCAUUGAGAGUCUGUGGCGAUGCAAAGACCUUGAGGACCCCAAGACACAAGCGUGCGUCAACCCCAUCUCUUCCCCCAGAUACCUAUCAGGGCCAACACUGGCAUCCAUUGGCUCUGAAACUUGGCUGUGCUGGGCUGAUCCUUCUUUUCUUGGGCCUGAUUGGACUCAGUGUCUUAGUGCGAUUCUUAGUGCAAAAAUCACCAACAGAAAAAUACAGUGUGACUGCUCAAGAGAACAGGACUGAAUCAACAGGAAGAUCAGUCAUACUGAAGUGUCCGAGAGAUUGGCAUCCAUACCAGGAUAAAUGCUUACAUCUUUCUCAAACUUCUGGACCUUGGGCUGAAGGUCUAACUUACUGCUCUGUGAAAGAAGCCACUUUGCUGCUCAUUGAAAAUGAAGAAGAAAUGAGAUUCAUUCAUGAUUUCUCAAAGAGAAAAAGACAGCAGUUUUUUAUUGGACUAAAUUAUGUACCACCAGAGAAAACCUGGAAGUGGAUAAAUGGCUCCAUAUUAAAUCCUGAUUUAUUAAGAAUCAUGGGCACUGAAGAAGAAAACAGCUGUGCAGUCAUCUCACAGACAGAAGUGUUUUCUGACUUCUGUUCUUCAGAUAACCGCUGGAUCUGCCAAAAGAAACUGAGCCAUGACUGCAGUCCUUGUCCUGAUUCCUGAUUGUAAAUGGCAUCUUUAUUCCUUUGCCUUCCACACGAGAUUGGUGCACUGAAUGUCAAAGCUGUCGUUCCUUGGCCCUCCCAGUGCAGUUAGUGACACAAAGCAUGGACUCCAAAAACACUGUGACUCCUACAGAUGCUCACUCCCAUGACUUUAUACUGUAACCAAUGUUUUUAUUGUAUAAAUGUAAAUGCACAUGGGUGCAGAUGUGCCAUUAGAAGAGAGGUGUUCUGUAGAAGGAUGUCCAGGACAGCAGAGGGCGCUGAAGGCCUUGUGUGGCCCUUGCUGAUCUCUGUCCACGAGGUCAUCUUGCAGACAGCUACAGAAAACUGUUUGCAAAAUCCUGACUCUAGACUCUACUCCAAGCUAUCUUACAACCUUGAUUAAAUGUUUGACCUUGACACCAGAGGCACAUAGUUAAGGAUCUAGGGAAGGGAAGAGUUUGGUUUGAUUGAUACCUCCAAAUUAAUCAAGUCAAUAAUUAACUAAUGUUGUGAUAAUGAGAGUAACUCUAGGUAAAAUGAACUCUGUCCACGUGAUGCCUCCCACACUGUGGUGUUAUUGUACCAGUAGACUCUGGGUUGAUGCUGGUGCAUUGACUGGACUUGUCAGUCUCCAGAGCUGUGAGACAAGAGGGUCUCUUACCCUCAUAUUUCUUGUUAUGGCAACAAAAAAUGGACUAAUACGGGGACUUGUCUCUUCCCACCAUUCCAAAGGCCUUUCCAUUUUAAUUCUCUCAUCACUUCUUUCUUCUGCACCUCUCUAUAUCUUAUGACAUAUACUGUAGAAAGUAUGCAGCUAAAUAUUUGGUUAUUUUAGU